AAACAUGGCGGCUGGUAGAAAGGCAAGCUCUCUCUGUUCAGUGGACUUUGAGGUUUUUGGGAAGGUACAAGGUGUAUUUUUUCGAAAGUACACCAAGAUUAAUGCCACCAAACACAAACUGGUUGGCUGGGUAAUGAACACACCACACAACACAGUGAUUGGACAGCUUCAGGGAGAGACUGCAAACGUUCGUCUCAUGAGAAAAUGGUUGAGAGUCACAGGAAGCCCAAAAUCAAGAAUUGAUCGAUGUGAAUUCAAGAAUGAAAAAAACAUUAGUGUGCUGGAAUUUAAUGAUUUUGACAUCAGGAAAAUGAAGCCAUAGUGAAACACAGAGAGUUCCUCUUACAUCAUCUUAUGUAUGACUCAAUCAGAGAAGCUGCUUUACAGGCUGGAACAAUUUUCUGAAACACUUAUCAACUGUGUUCAAAGCAGUCAGAAACCAACUUUCCCUCUUUGCAGUAGAACUAAUUUCACAGAUGUGUUGACCAUAAAUUGAAUUUUGAAAUAGUGGGUAUGGCAUGGCAAUUCCAAUUAUUGUACUGUUAGACUGUUUUAAAAAGACUGUUUUACUGGAUUUCUCUAUAAUCUUAGCAUUGCAGUCACAAUUGUUAUGACUUUUGAGUGUUUGGUUUUUAAGCACAUUGAAUAUGGU
Pocillopora verrucosa is the source of this 652-nucleotide messenger RNA. RefSeq names its product acylphosphatase-1-like. NCBI's taxonomy places the organism in Eukaryota, Metazoa, Cnidaria, Anthozoa, Scleractinia, Pocilloporidae. Gene Ontology annotation, molecular function: acylphosphatase activity. The record is from RefSeq and is a predicted model, not a curated record.